AUGGUUGGUGUUGAACAGAGCAUAUUUUCAAUCAUCUUAAAUGUGGAAUUCAUAAUGGGAAAUUUAGGAAAUGGAUUCAUAGCACUGGUGAACUGCAUGGACUGGGUCAAGAGAAGAAAGAUCUCUUCAGUUGAUCAAAUCCUCACAACUUUGGCACUCUUCAGAAUUGGUUUUAUCUGGAUAUUUUUUCUAGAUUGGUGGGUACCUGUGCUGUAUCCAACUUUAUGGACAACUGGAACAAUUAUGAGAAUCAUUUAUAUUACCUAUAUAGUAAUCAAUCAUUUCAGCAUCUGGCUUGCUACAAGCCUCAGCAUCUUUUACUUUCUCAAGAUAGCCAAUUUUUCUAACUCUGUUUUCCUUUACCUAAGGUGGAGAGUUAAAACAGUUAUUUCAGUGACACUGAUCAUGUCUCUCGUCCUCUUGUUUUUAAAUAUUGUGUUUAUAAACACACUAGUUGAUUUCUGGGUUGAUGGAUAUAAAGGAAACCUGUCUGACAGCUACAGUCUGAGUAGAGAUGAACAAUUUUUCAUAUUUUCAUCAUUCACCAUCGCUCUAUUCACGUUCAUACCCUUCACUGUGUCCCUGGUGACUUUUCUUCUGCUAAUCUUCUCCCUGUGGAAACACCUGAAGAGGAUGCAGCACAAUGCCAGAGGGUCCAGAGAUGCCAGCACCACAGCCCACGUGAAAGCCUUGCAAACUGUGAUCGCCUUCCUGCUGCUGUAUGCCGUUUUCUUUCUGUCCUUUCUUUUUCAGUUUUUAACCUUUGAGUCCCUGAACAGUAAUCUGAUUAUGUUUUUAAUUGAGGCUGGUGGGAUAGCUUUCCCUUCAGUCCACUCACUUGUCCUGAUUCUCGGGAACAGGAAGCUGAGACGGGCCUCUCAGUCAGUGCUGGGGUGGCUGAGGGGCAGGUCCAAAUGCUGA
Messenger RNA from Sciurus carolinensis (gray squirrel), 921 nucleotides. RefSeq names its product taste receptor type 2 member 14-like. Gene Ontology annotation, molecular function: bitter taste receptor activity; G protein-coupled receptor activity. Gene Ontology annotation, cellular component: membrane. Gene Ontology annotation, biological process: G protein-coupled receptor signaling pathway; sensory perception of taste; detection of chemical stimulus involved in sensory perception of bitter taste. Lineage: Eukaryota; Metazoa; Chordata; Mammalia; Rodentia; Sciuridae. The record is from RefSeq and is a predicted model, not a curated record. The transcript has a single exon. The coding region runs from base 1 to 921 and encodes 306 amino acids.